This is a messenger RNA of Dromiciops gliroides (monito del monte), 942 nucleotides long. RefSeq names its product sodium/potassium-transporting ATPase subunit beta-2-like. Gene Ontology annotation, molecular function: ATPase activator activity. Gene Ontology annotation, biological process: potassium ion import across plasma membrane; intracellular sodium ion homeostasis; sodium ion export across plasma membrane. Lineage: Eukaryota; Metazoa; Chordata; Mammalia; Microbiotheria; Microbiotheriidae. The record is from RefSeq and is a predicted model, not a curated record. Gene Ontology annotation, cellular component: sodium:potassium-exchanging ATPase complex.
AUGGAGGUUGUGACAGCAACAGCUUUAGAUUCAGGAGCUCUUAAACCAAAGACAGCUUGCCUAUCCCUGAGCCCGAGAGCUGAAGAAACAGUCUCUGAAAGGGAGAAAAAGACCAGUGGACAGAUGAUGGAGGAAUGGAAAGAUUUUGUGUGGAACCCUUGGAUUCAUGAGUUCAUGGGCCAUACCAGAAUCAGCUGGGCCUUCAUCCUCCUCUUCUACUUUGUUUUCUAUGGGUUUCUAACUGCUAAGUUCACCCUCACCAUGCGGGUUAUGCUGCAGACUGUCUCAGGCCACGUUCCCACAUACCAGGAACAGCUUGAAACACCAGAACUGAUGAUUCGUCCCAAAACUGAGAACCAUGAUGUGUUGGUCAACCUCACUGAUGCCAGCAACUGGAACCAGCAUAUGCAGAUAUUUGAUAAAUUCCUGGAGCCCUACAAUGACUCAAUUCAGGCCCAGAAGAAUGAUGUCUGCCCCCCAGAGCACUAUGAUGAACAACCAGACAAUGGGGUUCUCAACUAUCCCAAGCAGGUUUGUCAGUUCAACAGGACACAGCUGGGACACUGUUCAGGAAUUAGUGACCCUAAUCAUUAUGGCUACUGCACUGACCAGCCCUGCCUCAUUAUCAAGAUGAAUCAGGUCAUCAACUUCUAUGCAGGAGCCAAUAAGAGCAUGAAUGCUACCUGUGCAGGAAAGAAGAAUGAGGAUGUCAAAAACCUUGGUGACUUCACUAUGUUCCCUGCCAAUGGCAACAUUGUGAUGUGUUUUCUCUACUAUGGCAAGAAGUUCCAUGUGAACUACACACAGCCUCUGGUGGCUGCAAAGUUCAUGAAUGGGAUCCCCAAUGUGGAAGUAAAUGUUGAGUACUGCAUUAAUGCAGUCAACAUUGCCACUACUGAUGAGCAUGACAAGUUUGCUGGCAGAAUAGCCUUCAGACUCUGA